UAUUUUAAUUAGAAUAAGAUGAAUAUCAUUAACAAUGAAUCUUAAAUAGAUAGACUAGAUAAUAUUACAAAGCGAAAAAUGCGCUUUCGUUGUAUUUUACUGUAAUAUAAUAUUUUAUAGAAAUUAAAUAUUUUGUUUCAUAGACAAAACGUAAAAGUUUCAUGUGACAGUCAACGUGUUAAAUUCCAUUAACAUCGCUUUUUAAAUCGCUGAUGUAUUUCUUUUAUCGGUUCAAUUUUCAACAACUUCAGAAUUUCUACGUUCUUUAUUUGCAUGUGUUUUUUUAUACUAUUUAGUAAUUAUUUAGCAUUUAUCAGUAGUAAUUUUUUAAUCGCAUUAUACGAGUCACAAGAAUGAUAAAACAUGACCGUGAUGAAUUGUCCAUGAAAACAAUUUACAAAUAACAGAAUAUUUUUUGGAUAUUCGUGUUAAAGUCUGACGGAAUUGAUUCCAUAUGCAUAAAAGCAAAUAUAAUAUAUUUUAAUAUUUUAUACAGAUAUACUUUCAUAAAACUUCUUUUUCUUCUUUGUUCGUCGGUGUUCUUAAUCUCGCAUUAUCUUCUCCUCAAUUUUUAAGAUUUAUUUAAAUUGUACAAUACUAGUUUUAUUACCUAGUGAAACAAUGCUAUGUGAAACGCUUUCUUCAAUUUGAAUAAAUUUAUUCACUUACUAUAAUCAGAUAAUUUCAACUAGAUUCUGCUAAUAAUUUUUGAUAAUUGAGAGUAAUUUUCAAUUAUCCUACUUCCUUGAUAUAUUUUUCACAGUUUCACAAUGUUAAUAAAACUAUUGAUCAUGAUACUUUUAUAUUAUCCCAGUAAGUCAACCUUUAAUAUAGAUUAAAUAACCUUAUAAUAUUGUUCAACUUAUCGUAGUUUUACGUAAUGUAACAGUGUCGUUCAUCUUAUCACUAAUUGAUGGUCAUACUUUUGAAACAUCGUAUGCGGCGGUGGCACAAGACACAGAUACAAAUUUUGAUAAAUUAAACACGAGUCUAUUUAAAAUAUAUCCUGUACUAAUUUCUCCAAACUGGAUAUUGCAAAUUUGUUUGAAAGACACCAUGUUAUUAGAUAAAUUACAGUCGCACAUAAACGAUUGUAACAAUUAUCCUUGCAUGUUUUCAAAAAUCAUUCAAGAUGAAGAAAUGAAAUCCAUUGUAUCUAUAAUACGAAAUGAUACAAUGGAUGAUACCAUCAGCAAGGAAUUUAAACAAAGUAUACAAGACUGUUCAGUUUGGUGGAAAUUAUUUAAAUAUUUCGACAAGAAUGCAAAUGCUCGUCGAGAAUUAGGAAGAUGCUUAUUUCAAACGUUUUCAUUCAAAUGUAGAGAAUUGGUUUUAGAUAAAGUACGAUUACUUUUAAUUACUACCGAGGAACAAUAAAAAUAUUAAUUGAAGUCAUAGUAUAAAGAUGAUUGAAAAUUGGAAGGGAGAUGUUAAAAAUUUCUUGUAAACAAAUUGUUUGUUAAAAAAUAAAAUUUUAAUAUAUUUCUCAAAUAUAAUAAGUAUUUUUACAGGAAUAUUAUUUAAUAUUUUUCACUUUGUACGAAAUCAUACAAAAAGUACUAUAUUAUAUCCCUACUGUGCAAAUUAACUUAGUAACACC
This is a messenger RNA of Frieseomelitta varia, 1600 nucleotides long. RefSeq lists its product as uncharacterized. The record is from RefSeq and is a predicted model, not a curated record. NCBI's taxonomy places the organism in Eukaryota, Metazoa, Arthropoda, Insecta, Hymenoptera, Apidae. The coding region runs from base 1057 to 1377 and encodes 106 amino acids. The transcript is spliced from 3 exons.